AUGUCGAAAGAGACCAAGGGUAGUACGAGCAGAGCCAUGAAUAGCUAUAGCGGUGGCUUGGAAGCAAACACAUUGGCCAUGCUUGAUUCGACCGGCGCUAAGGACAACCGCGACGCUAACGAAGAUCGUACGUCUUCCUCCACUCGACUCAAUCAAUCCUCGUUUUCGUUUCCCUAUAAAUUUAUUUAUUCGUCGGAUGGAAUCAUAGGUUUGCAGUUUCUGGAAGCUGUUCGCGCCGCUUCACUUGUACCCGAAAUCGGAAUCCCCCCAACUAACAAAAUGUACCAAGCGAUUUUUGGGGUAUUGAGAUUCGGAAGAACAUUGGAACUCAUCACUGCAAGUUUCCAGCUUUUGACACAAUUACAUCAGCGCUUUCCUUGGGUUUAUAUCUCUAAUUCAGCUCAACUGGAAAUCGUUGACGAGGCUUGGUCACCGUUUAAUUUUGGGUCUGAUGUUGAUUCUGAUGAAAAGGAAAUAUCAGUGAGAAGCUCACGGUUUCAACAGCUGAUUCAAGACAUGAACAAAGGAGUUAAUGAGUCUGAGGAAUCAGAUUUAAAGAUCCUGAGAAACAAGUUCCUGUUCGAGUAUCUUGUUCAUGUUCUUAAGUUUGACUUCACGCCUAGAAAUCAAGUGUAUCAAGAAACCAUGAAUUGGAGUCUGUUAAAGGAGUCCUCACUGAAUCUACUCCUGGCUUCAAGAAGAGUGAAUUUUAAAUUCCUAAUGAAGGAUUGUGUAUCUACAAUAUGUGCACUCUUUGAUGCGGAUGAAAAAUCUAUCAGUUUGGUGGACUUGCACAAGGGAACCCUCUCUGCUAUGAAAGAACUUCUUGCAAUGAUCAUGGAGCUUGAUGCGUCAAAGAAGAAAGCUGACAUGGAAGGGAUUACCAAUAGAGGAGACGGCGUAAGGACUCCUGCAAUGGAGAUCAUUGUCGACGAGCUGACCUAUGAUGGAUACUUGCUGUCAAAUUUUCUUCAGGUUUUUGACGAUUCUAAAUGGAAGCUUGAGAUUGUUAUCCAAUACCUCACCAAAUACAUUCCUAAGCCUUCUGUUCGUACCCGGAGAUCUAGCAAUCCUCAAGCAGAGGAUUCGAAAACGCUAAAUGGGAUCUUAAGAACGUUUUCAAGUGGCACAAACGCCAAAAAUAUAACCAAAAAGAUAGGAUCCGACAUUGUUCAAAUCCUCGUUGGACAUGCCUUUCUGGCUCGGCUUACAUUAUCUGACUCUAACGAAGACGACUCUAUAACAGAGAUAUGCAAGAGUAUCAUCUCUGCAUUUACUAAUCUAAAGCGAGUAGAUUCGAAAAUCGAGUUUUUGCCGUUUGGGAAAGAAGUAUUGUUCACUGCAGAGAUGGUGCUCAAGGCAAAAGCUUAA
Microthlaspi erraticum is the source of this 1371-nucleotide messenger RNA. The record is from the annotation of a GenBank genome assembly. NCBI's taxonomy places the organism in Eukaryota, Viridiplantae, Streptophyta, Magnoliopsida, Brassicales, Brassicaceae.